Messenger RNA from Syzygium oleosum, 994 nucleotides. Its product is annotated as pathogenesis-related thaumatin-like protein 3.5. NCBI's taxonomy places the organism in Eukaryota, Viridiplantae, Streptophyta, Magnoliopsida, Myrtales, Myrtaceae. The coding region runs from base 122 to 985 and encodes 287 amino acids. Gene Ontology annotation, biological process: defense response. The transcript has 3 exons. Gene Ontology annotation, cellular component: extracellular region. The record is from RefSeq and is a predicted model, not a curated record.
UUCUUCGUCUUCUCCUCCUUCUCUUCUCUCAUAUAUCUACUGAUGCGAUUCAUUCGCAUUAUGUUCUGUUCGUUUCCAAUUCCUGACCCCAUGCGAGAAGAUAAGAGAUAGAGAGAGUAAAAUGGCCCCGUCUCUCAGUGUGAUUUCACCAGUUCUUUUGAUUCUAGCCGUACUUUCAACAGCACCCGGGUUUUCCAAUUCCGCGAGAAUCUUCACCAUUAUCAACAACUGCAAAGAGUCGAUAUGGCCCGCAAUCACCCCAGGCGAAAACUUCAACGGCGGCGGGUUCAUCCUGAAACCCACCCAGUCCAUCGUCUUCAAGGCCCCCGUCGGGUGGUCCGGGCGGAUAUGGGGCAGGACGGGCUGCACGUUCGACAAGAACGGCAACGGCACUUGCCAGACCGGGUCCUGCGGCUCCGAGCUCCAGUGCAAGGCCUCCGGGAAUCCCCCGGCCACACUGGCCGAGUUCACCCUCACAGCUACUGACUUCUACGACGUCAGCCUUGUCGACGGGUUCAACUUGCCCCUAGCCGUGACCCCGAUCAACGGCCAGGGGAACUGCAGCAUCGCCGGUUGCGACCAGGACGUCCGGACCACCUGCCCGUCGGAGCUGUCGGUCAAGGUCAAGGGCAAGACCGUGGCGUGCCGGAGUGCCUGCGACGUGUUCGACACAGACGAGUACUGCUGCAGAGGGGUCUACGGCAAUCCGGUGAUAUGUCAGCCCACAUAUUACUCCAAACUGUUCAAGCAAGCAUGCCCGACCGCUUAUAGCUACGCUUACGAUGAUCCCACGAGCAUCUUCACUUGUGUAGGGACUGAUUACGUGAUCACCUUUUGCUCAGCCAGGAAUCAAACGGUGUGCACGUACCAUGACAACAAGCUCGUGUGCAGCGGAUCCAACAAUGGCGUCAGAUCACAGGCCGGAAGAUUUGGAAUCUGGUUGCUCGCAUUGGCAUCACUACUUAACUUGCUGAACAUGUCUUAAAUUUCAAAA